CUGGAGACGGGUUCACAUGCAGAGCACAAGAGCAAAGCCAAGAGCCACUAGAGUGUGGUCCAGGAUAUGCACCGUGGGGCCUCAAAUGCAUGGACAUCAACGAGUGCAUAUACGGGAGCAAUAACUGCGAUCAGAAUGCCGUCUGUACCAAUACCCUGGGAAGCUUCGAGUGCCAAUGUAUUGCUGGGUACACUGGAGAUGGCAUUACAUGCACACAACAACUGGAGUCCAACACGGAACCUUGCUUACAACUUGACGACCAGGUGGACGAAGAGACUA
This is a messenger RNA of Geodia barretti, 279 nucleotides long. Lineage: Eukaryota; Metazoa; Porifera; Demospongiae; Tetractinellida; Geodiidae. The record is from the annotation of a GenBank genome assembly.